Messenger RNA from Haplochromis burtoni (Burton's mouthbrooder), 9783 nucleotides. It is a transcript of the gene dusp8a, whose product is annotated as dual specificity phosphatase 8a. Gene Ontology annotation, molecular function: MAP kinase tyrosine/serine/threonine phosphatase activity; protein tyrosine/threonine phosphatase activity. The coding region runs from base 5193 to 7262 and encodes 689 amino acids. Gene Ontology annotation, biological process: negative regulation of MAPK cascade; protein dephosphorylation. NCBI's taxonomy places the organism in Eukaryota, Metazoa, Chordata, Actinopteri, Cichliformes, Cichlidae. The transcript has 7 exons. Gene Ontology annotation, cellular component: cytoplasm. The record is from RefSeq and is a predicted model, not a curated record.
CGUCUCCCUCCUGAACCAUGACCUCAUCGCUUUAGUUCAUGAAAGUGCUAAAGUGCACCUUCCGUACCUAACCACCCCCUCCUCCUCCUCACACACACACACACAAUAACAGCUAACAGUUUUAGCCUUCACCUAGCCUAGUAAAGCUAAUCUUGCUCUCCACGAGCCAGCUGAACGGCUGAGGAGGCCGUUUGUAGCCUAUCACCGCGCGCUUUCAUGCCUGGUUUGCUCCUGGCGCUGUCAUCCUCUGUCAGCUGAGGUCUUUACUGUACACCCCGCAACACCGCCAAGUAAACACCGGCCAGCCCCCAUGAAGACUCCGCCACUGUCCCCUCACACAUGGAGGCCAGUUGAAUAACACCCCGCAGACGCAUGGAGCCCGAGGUGAGUGCUUGAGUGUGUUUGUCAAUUAGCAAGAAAGGACAUUUGUUUGUUUGAAUCGGCUGCUCGCUGUCUGUGCUCGUGCCCAGCUCGCUGCUGCUGCGGCGAGCCCGUCAGCUCGCACUCCUCCCCCCCUCUUUAAGUGCGCGCCCGUCUCAUAAUGGGAAUAAACCUCGUCCAUGCUCAAGUUAUCGAUCGUUUUAUUGGGAUGCAAAAAAAUCGCUGUGCCGUUUUCCUAUUGUAAGGUAGGUGUAUUAGGUUUCUUCCCGAAUUUUCUGUUUAAUGUUCGCGCUGGUUAAAGUCAUCACAGCCUUCCCGAUCAAUGGAGAGGGCUCAUUUUCGCAUGCGGACAUAUCCACGCGUCAUAACAAACCCAGGCCAGGUUUCCCACUCAAAACAACCUCUCUGUAAGUGUGGGGUAUAACAAUAGUUGAUGCUGACUAUAUCCGGCGUUUUUUAAAAGCAGUGCCUGCUGUCCGCACUGGAGUCUAUUCUUAUUUCUAAUGUAGGUCGGUUUAUUGUAGUGCGCUGCGACCGCUCAGCCUCCAUCAUUUUUGAACGCUGGUAAACGAUACACAACGUCUUGUCUGUUUUUUGUUUUUGUCUUGUGUGUGUAUGUGUAUGUGCGCCCCCAUCUCUGAUGAUUUGAUUUUUCAGAGCAUUUCUAUAUGUACACAUUAUAUUUAUUUGACGAUGUAUUUUUGUAUCAGAGAUUCUCGAUAUUAUUUACAUUUACAUUACCUAUCAUGUGGCUGUUGUAGUGGAGUCUGGGGGUAGUCCCAGCUAUGUAUGACCCUGCAUUUUACAGCAGUCAGUGCACUGAGGGAGUAUUGAUGAGAGGACGCCGGAAGGCUUCAUGCUUGGAUGUGUUGUUUACAAUAUGAUAGCGCUGUCCAGCUGCACCAAGAAAUCGAUUUUUUAAAAUGACAGGACCGCUGCAACAGCAUGUUACACUGGUUAUUAGUCGUGGUAAACACUCAGGGUUAGGCAAUCAUCAACUAUUAACCAUUAAUUGUAAGCAUUGUUAAAAUUUUGAUGAUUUAAGGUGUGCCAAUAACUGUUUCUUUUUAAAUUCCACAAUAAUAAUUGAUUACAGCUAUAAAUUAAUUGUUUACUACGUUUAUUGUAUAGCUAAAAGCAGUGAAUGCCACUGAACUCACAACAGUCAUGCUUUCAUUUAUUUACCUGACAGAAAAUUAAUGAUAAAGUAUUUUCAUAAUCAAGUCGGAGGUUCUCACCGGUGAAAGUCAACUAGAUAUCUUUUGGUUUUGGACUGUGAGACAAAACAACAGUGCUUAUAAUGCUAACUGUUUUGGGCCUUUGUACAGACCAAGAGAUUAAUCUUUAACUGACAAUACUUUUAUUCAUUCUGUCGUGAUUUUGAAUGAUAUGCUAAUAUUUUGCCUUUUAACACAAUUGCAAGAACUUCUACUAAAAUUCUCCACUAUAAACAGGUGAUCCUGUACCUGCUCAUUAGAAGUGGCAAUCACCAGACAUCCCAUCAUACAAUAAUAUCAGAAUACUUGAUAUUCUGAUAUUAUUGCAGUUUUUGGCAUUUUGAAAGGGUAAAUAUAUUUCAAUAGCAUAGAUUGUGAUUUCACUGCAAAUUAUGUCCACAAAGUUAAUCCAAUAAGAUAAAGCAGGAAAGCACAGACACUGUCACUAAAAUCUGCCAUAAUUGUUGCUAUUAGACAGCGUCAGUGUGCUACCAAUCUGUUACUGUCUACACAGACAAAAAAACACAUUUAGCAGAAAUUCACAUUUGUGUUUAGCUACCUUCCUGUUCUAUAUGAAUAAAACCAGAAUACAUCUGUUUGGCAGCCAGCUGAGUCGAGUCCACUCAUGUUAUGUUCAUUGACAAAAGCAGCAUGUUGCAAUUGGUCCCAGAAUGUGAAAAGAAUCCAGUACAAUCACAAGGCAACCACAGGUUUGUUUUGUUUCUGGCAGAUACAAGGUUGUUGUCCAGCUUUUGUACUACUACUAGUGUAACUGAGCUAUUAGCUAAGCCAAGUGUGUCCAUUCUUGAAUGCCUUUUUCAGUUGAGCAAAUAUGAUGUAAUGUUGCUUGAAUUAGUGUCCGUGGCUUGAUAAAAAUAAUACGAUGCUAUGCUGUAUCGGUUCGUCUUUUUUUCCACUUCUGCUGCACAGUGCUUUGUUGUGGUCACCCUUUAAAGUGUAAGUGAAACACUCCAGAGAGAGAGAGACAGACAGACAGCUUACAUACACAUAUAUAUGCAAACUUUGAGUUCAUGAGAGGGCCUGCUGCACAGACUAAAGGGCACAAGAUGCGCUGGUGAUGUAAUUGUUUGUGGUCUAAACAAACCAGUCGUGCCUGUCAUUGUGCGAACCUUGCUCGUUUCAUAUCAGCCUACUCAAGGCUGUGGCCGCAGGUGACGUUAUGCAGGGAGUUAAUGAAUAACCUGGAUGGUAUUACAUCACCACUGGUUGCCCUCCAGUUACUCUCUUUGUGUUUGCCUCUGUCCCUGAUGUCUGAUAAUGCCAUCAUGGAGCUGGCCCUUCAUGUUCACCCCAUGGUGAAAGGCUGUGAAUACACCUGCGUGUGUUGCCCAUUUUAUUGAGAUAAAGUUACUUCCUCCGCUUGAUGUUAAUAUGCACCAACCUUUUUUGUUAUCAGUCUUUUAUUGAACAGUUUCAGUAGAGUCUGUCAAUGAUUUGUGUUGCUGUGUUUUGCAUGACAAGAGGGGAAAAUGUUUGAUUUGUUUGAUGUUUGAUUGGGAGUCUGUUAAUUGUCUUUGUCUGGAGGAAGUUCAUUAGAUUUCAGACGUCACUGUGACCUCACAAAGCACCUUAAUUAUUAGAAAACACAACAAAAUCCUACUAGCAUAAAAUGAUGACGCGAUGACAAGUUAUAUCCAAUAGGUCAGUUCCACUGUGACUAGGGAGGGAUGUUGAUAAGAUUUUCAUCAUUAUCAAUUCUGCAUAUUGCCCUGAUUCUUUAUCAUUUUCCUUGUUGACGUCUAAUCAAUUUUCCUUGUGGAGAAAUGUCGGUCAGCGCAGGAUUUUUAUCGUCAGCGCAGUGUGUUAUUAUCUAAAGUUUUCAUAGUAUAAACAAAUGGUUGAAUGGGAGGAAUUACGAAAAGCUCCACUGCUUUAGCGUCAUUGUUCUGCAAUGUAGAAAACCACACCAGCAUUGAUAGGUGGAGCUCAAAGGCAUAUGAUCAUGAAGUAUUUGGAACCGGUUCUCAAUAGCCAUCCUUAACAGUGACAUCAUAAUGUCCUUAAAAAACACCUUUUUGGCCAUCAUCCAACAGCAUAACUCAGAAAGAAAGAUGAUUUGAGUUGACAUCAUAUUUGGCUGCAUGCUGAAGUGUCUACACUCAUCUUUGUGCUUACCUAUUGAAUUGCUUUAAAGUCAUUACUUACGUGUGUCUCGCCAAAUUUGCAUGUGAACAGCAAGUUGACUGGUUGGUGAAGAGAUACAGCUGGGCGUCAAAUUUCUGGGUACCAUUCAUUUACAGCUAAAAUUUCCAGAAAUCCGAAGGAUGUGUAGGGUUUAUAAAAAAAAAAUCCCACCUGGAGUAAAAAUUUCCUCAAAGUUGACCAGUCAGACUAGUUUCUCUGCAAGUUGUCGUGGUGUAAUUAUUUUGUUUUGACUCCUUGGAUCUGCAUAACCUGGUCUGUGUGGAUCUUCUGACUGUGUGACCUUGCUUUUGGGAAAGCAGUGAGAUUUUUGGGCUACAUUAGAGAAAACAUCAGAUAGAAAUAUAUUAAAAUAAUUUUGGUCGGUGGCUUUUAGGCUAAUUUGUGGUCAUUUUCUUUUAAGUGAGUAAAAUAAAAGGUGCACAUACAGCUCAGGUUGGGAGAAUCUAUCUUGAGCUCCACUGUCUGUUUUAGCUUUAUCUUGUAUCAGCAUCAGUGAGCAUCCCAUCACAAUCACCCUUCUCGUGCCCCCUUAUCACCCCAGCAUGGGCUGUUUCCAUGGCAACCAAAUCUGCUCCAGGCCUGUACACAGUGUGUCUGUCUCUCUGCUUUCUCUUCUCUUUUCUUGUUUUCUUCUGUUCAGUCGGAGCAUCACAGCCUAGUGCUGCUUCCUUAAGUGUGAGGAGCUUAUUUUAUUUAUUUAUUUAUUUAUUUAUUUAAUGAUUCUUCCUUUUUUUUCCUGCUUGGAUGUGAUGUGGAGGGGCAUUUUUUCUGCAUGAGGAGAUGGGCGAUGUUUGUUAUGCUGAGUAAUCACGUGGAUGGCUGUGUUGCUUCUUUUAAUUUCUCUGCCUUUCUCAUGUUUUAUUGUCAAUAUUCUUGCUGUUUUCUCUUAUUAACCUUUUAUUCCAACCCCCUUUCUGUCCAUAGAAGCGGGAUUUUUUUGAGUUUGCCAUGGGACAAUUGUCAAGCGACAUAAAGAUGCAGAGCGCUCCGUCUCUGACUACCACACAUGUAAACCUGCACACUCAUCCCCUCCCCAUCUCUGUUCACUGCACAAAAGCAAGAAAGAGAGUGAUAGAGAAGGAAAGAGAGAUUCAGAGAGGAAAAAGUGUGAGACUGGGUGGGUGGGAGAGCAGUCGCCAUUAGACAUAUGCAGCAUCAGAUGCUGUGCUCAGCAGCGGCAGGGACACAGAGAAAGACAGCAAAAGAUUCACAUCCCUCGAAGCUGUGUUGUUAGCUGCACGACCGAAGGGCUUCCUGCCAGAUAAGGCACCAUGGAUCUCCCAGCGUCUGCUCCAGUGGUAGCCCUUCUCCACUGACCCUUAUCUCCUCCUUCCUCCACCUCUCUCAUCUACCCCUCAUUCUUCAUACCCCACUACCCCUCACCCCCACGUCUUUGACCCUAGCUUACCACUCAGCCCGUCUUACAUCAUGGCAGGGGAGAAAGGGCCCAACAAGAAGAGCGCCAUGGACAUCAAGCGCCUGGCGAGCCUCAUCCAGAGAGGGACAGGCCGCUUGCUGGUGAUUGACAGCAGGACGUUUUCUGAGUACAAUGCGUCACACGUACAAGGCGCGGUCAACGUUUGCUGCUCAAAGCUGGUGAAGAGGCGGCUGCAGCAGGACAAAGUGUCUGUCACUGAGCUGCUUCAACCCAAUGGCAAAGUGAAGGUUGAGCUGGGCAGGAAGCAGGAAGUGGUGGUUUAUGACCAGAGUUCCAAAGAAGCAGGGCAUCUGUCCAAAGAUGGUUUUGUGCACAUUCUCAUGGGAAAGUUGGAAGGCACCUUCCACAAAGUCUCCCUUCUCACCGGAGGCUUUGCAGCUUUUUCCUCCUGUUACCCCGGCCUGUGUGAAGGGAAGCCCGCCACUGCUCUACCUAUGAGCUUGUCCCAGCCCUGCUUGCCUGUAGCUAACGUAGGGCCUACUCGCAUCCUGCCUCACCUCUAUUUGGGAUCACAAAAAGACGUCCUCAAUAAGGAUCUGAUGGCUCAGAAUGGCAUCACCUAUGUGCUGAAUGCCAGCAACACCUGCCCCAAGCCAGACUUUAUCAGCGAAAGCCAUUUCAUGCGCAUCCCAGUAAAUGACAACUACUGUGAGAAAUUACUUCCAUGGCUGGACAAAACCAACGAAUUCAUAGACAAAGCUAAGGUAUCAAACUGCAGAGUCAUUGUGCACUGCCUGGCUGGAAUCUCACGUUCAGCAACCAUCGCCAUAGCAUACAUCAUGAAGACAAUGGGCCUAUCAUCAGAUGAUGCCUACAGAUUCGUAAAGGACAGAAGACCGUCCAUAUCCCCCAACUUUAACUUCCUGGGUCAGUUGCUGGAGUUUGAGAAGGGCCUGCGAUUACUCCAAGCUUUAACCUCCGAUGACAAGAAAUCUGAAAACAACACUAAGCAGAAUUCAGAGGUUAACGGAGUCAUCACAGGUUUCGAGAUGAAUGGUCAUCAUAGCAACUGUGACUCAUCCACCACAGAGCCACGCAUCCCACUGGAACCCAAGCUGUCGUCACCCACCUCUCUCCAGCAAGGCUUCAAUGGCCUGCACCUCUCUGCAGAGAGGAUCAUGGACACUAAUCGACUCAAACGCUCCUUCUCCCUAGACAUUAAGUCUGUCUAUUCCCCUAACAGUCCCCACUGCCCCAACCUGGCACCCACACACUCUGAAGACGUCCCCAAGCUGUGCAAGCUUGACAGCCCAGGAACAGGCAUCUCCAAUGGUGUCUGUUCUCAGUCUCCCGUCCUUGACAGCCCCAGCUCCUCUGAUUCACCAUUCCCCUCACCGGGCAGUGGGGGCAGCAUAGGAGGCUUGGGAUUCAGUGGAAGUGAAGGAGUCCAUCGUUCUGGUUCUUCCUCAUCCAGACCCAGAAGAAAAACCAAACAAAACUGCAGCAGUUCGCCGAUCCACUCCCAACCACGCCAGCCUCCGCAGUCCCUCAACUUGCUGCUGGACCACAAGAGCCCCAGCCUGGAAGAAAACCUAAAGGGCUCCCUGCUCCUCUCAUUACCUUCCCUGCCCACUGUGGGUUCUGGGGCUAUGUGGACCAAACACAGAGACACUGUCCAAGCCACAACCCCCGUCACUCCAGUCACCCCGACUGCAGAUGCUCCCUGGCACUUUGGAGCAGAGGAAGGUGGUCAGGGAGAGAUGGAGCUGGGAGCAGGAGAGGUAGGGGGACAGGAAUCAUCGGUGAGGUUCGGUAGCAGCUCGGCGUAUGUGGCAUUUGGGUGUAGCGAAGGUGUGCGGUUACGAGACAAAUCCCAGAGGGAGAAGCCGUCAGCACCACAGACGCAGCGAGACCUCCGAGACUCUUCGUCGUCUUCAGCAGUGACAAUGUCCACCAGCUCGAGUCACAGUGGGGCUGCAUCUGAAAAGCAGUUCAAGCGGCGCAGCUGUCAGAUGGAGUUUGAGGAGGGCAUCUCCGAGACAAGGUCCAGGGAAGAACUGGGGAAAAUUGGGAAGCAGUCAAGCUUCUCUGGGAGCAUGGAGAUCAUAGAGGUAUCCUGACAGAUAAUGGACAUCAUCAGAGCUGCCCCUUGGGGGCAAAAAUGGACCUAGUUAGAGGGAGCACAGGAAGAGGACAUUCAAGGUGGAGCCGAGGAGUUGUUAUUGGGGUUUUUUAAGCUCCCCUUACAGACAGUGUUAAAGACUCUAGUUGAGAGAAGGACAAAUGCAAGCUGAGCGUUAAUGUGAAAAGGUUAGCAUCCGCACCUGGACAGACAGAGCCUCAGAUGUGGUGCUUAGCAGACCAUAACCAUCCUGAACUCUUGUACAAAAAUGAAGAAAAAUCUUGGGGGGGGGAGGGAGGUAAAGAGGACAAAUCUAGGUACUGAACUCUUUAUGUUUAUGAGCUCUGUCCCAGACAAAAUGAAACAACCCAGGGCAAAUGUUGCAUCCUUAAUAUAUAGAAUUCUUCCCUUAUUUUGACAGAGUUGAGACACAAACUGCUUGCCUGUGGUCAAACGUAGCGUGUUUCAGUGGGUGUAUAGCUUGUGAUUUGAGCCAAGCCUGAUGUUCUCUCUCCCGACGCUUCACCCCGGUUUCGAUAAGCCUCAUAAGCUCGCACGGCUACGUUUGUCCCCCUUCCCAGUGGCUCUGCCUACUACAGGGAAAACAAUAAAGGACUCCUUAACAGCACCAUAUCCUCACAUCGCCACAGCACAAGGCAGAGAGACCCAAAGGACUUAAUAUUAAGGCGGUACUGCACCCUGACAAUGAAGGAUCCUCUGCAUUUUGUUGAUGAAAGACUAUUUGAAGAAUGGGCAGUGUUUUCCCCUCCUAAAGCACAGUGCGCCUUUCCUGACUUUGUUCCCUUGUUUCCAGUGUUAACAGCGUGAUGGGACUGAGGUUUCAGGAUGCUGAUGAGGGUAUGCGUUAAUAACCCCUCAGCUCGCUAUUAGACCCCCUCUGAGCCUCCUCCCACUCCUUCCAGUCACCACCUAUGGUCGCCACUGAGCAUGCACCUGAGAGGCUGACUACAGACAGACGAAUACUAUAUAUACAAUAUGAAUAUAUAUAGCAAUUUUAAUGGACUUCUGUUUAGUUAUAGUUUUAAUUUAUUGUAUUGGUUCAUUCUGGUAAUGAGAAAUAAUAUAAUGUUUUGUGGAUUUAUUUCUUUUUUCUUUUGUUGAAUUAUAAUUAUUAUUAUUAUUUGCUGUAUGGUAUUUAUGAACACACACUCAAACGAAUACACACAUUCAACAAAUUCAAGCAAAGCAAUAUGUGAUGUUCCUUCUUUGGGGAGAGUGAUGUAUGAUCCUGAGAUGCACUUUUCUGCUUUUCUGGUAACAAUUAGUCAAAUUAUCUUUCGCAUCCUUGCAACAUGAUACUCCUAAAGCCAAGUUUUGACUCUUUUUUUUUUUUUUUGUACUUAGAAGAUGACACACACUCCCCUCUAAUAUCUUUUAAGGACAGCACUGCUGUUCUCGCUCAUCUGCAGCGUGACCUCGUUGAUUUCAAUUGAGGGCUUAAGCGUUACCUAAAAAGACUGUUUUGUUUGUCUGUGUGAAGAGGGAGACAGAGUAGCCAUGCAAUCUCUGAUCACUCACACACAGUGAAACAUCCUCUGCCAGUUUCAUGAGGGCUUGCAUAACAACAGCUAUAUGCAAACAGACGCAAUCUUUCACAAGUUUGAGAUUUAAAGGCUGAGCGUCCUCCCUGAGCCAGCACAUGUUUAUCAGUCAUCAUCACAGUGCAUCCACCAAAGCUGAAACCAAGACACACACACACACCUCACACUGUAUGCCCUUAUACUCACACAUGUAAAGCCUAGCUCCCCUCCCUUACACACACACACACCCUUUUGUUCAUUCUCAGGGGAUCUUUCAGUGAGCCAAGCCCGACACAGGGUACACAGCUGCUGGUACAUCAGCACAAUGCAUGUCCAUAAAGCUCCUUAGCUUUUCUUUCUGUCUGUUUUUUGUUUUCUUAUUUCUUAUUUUCCAAAGCUUUGAUUAAAAACACCAGUAACAAAAUGGAAAGGAAAAAAGUGAGGAUCUUCGUAUCCUGAGGUGAAAGACAUGAAUGCUCUCCUGGUGCGAGAUGGUUAUUUAUUUAUGAUGUAAAUGUGUUUAUUUUUCCUUUGACCCUUGAUUAGCUUUACUCUUUGGCAAUCUCUGACUUUUGACCUUAUGCUGCUGCAACUACAGUAAGUUCAGAUAGAUUCCUAUGUUUCCCCCGGGGCUCAAGCAACCUUUCUUUUCCUCACCUCCCUCCUUAUAUUUUUUUAAAAAACUGUUGUUAGAAUUAUUUAUGACAUGUAACAAGGAUGAUGCAGGCUGUCCCAUUUGCUAAAAUUAUUAUUAUUAUUAUUGUUAUUAUUAUUAUUAUUAUUAUUAUUACUAUGUUGUUGUGUAAAUAGCAACGCAUCUAAGAACACUGAUGAAUUUAGAUGAGUUUUUAAAAGAAAAUCCUGAUACCUUAGGCUGCUUGAUGCAAAAAUACCUCAGGUUCUACUGAAAGGCUUUUCCUUCCCCUGUUCAUGUUUUUGUGAAAAUGAGACAAAAAUACAGAAAUGACAAAAUACAAA